AUGUCGCUUAUUCAAGCACUGUCGCUUAAAAACCCUUCAACACCAACCAUCAGUCAAGGUGACUUUUCAGAUAUCAGAAAACAAUCCUUCCUCGAAGAUGAUGAUGGUGAGGGGUCAACAUCGACUACCAAUACAGACACUGUAAGUCAAAAUGUGUCAGUUCAAGAGUUUUUCUUCAAUAACCCAAAGAGGCUUACUUCCGACGAAAUCGGAGAAAUUGAGGAGGCAGUGAAGAACUCACUUGCUCAUAACAGUUCAGCCCCUAAAUUCAUCAAACCAAAGUCUAGGAUCAGCACCCUCAAGUCCAGUGUUUCGGUUUCGGUGUCCGAAAAGCCGGUUCUCAAAGCCCCAGAAGUGUUUCAGUCUUCUUUGAAGGUUAACAGAGGUAACAUUUCACGUCGGCGUUCGAGUUCCCACCUUCAUAAAGCCACUGAAACUGAAAACAAGAAGUUACCCUUAGAGCCCCAGAAUGCUUUCCAUGAUGAUGAGGGCAAGGUGACACCGUUUGGUGGGUUUUCUAAGCCAGAUUAUCAUGAUCUGUUUGUGAAAGAUAACGUCUUUGCUUCGGCUCCAUGGAGAGUUGUUGACUUUGAUAAAGGUAAUGGAAGUUUGAGAAACGCGGUCCGUCUUGCUAGAAAAGCUGACCCAAAUCAAUCUUUUGAGUGGAUUGGAAUCUUACCAAUGCCUUCGGAUGUGGUGCCUGAAGAUACUCGCCAAAAAAUCGCAGAGGAGCUUGAAGCCAAUUACCACUCUUCUGCUGCGUAUGUUGACGAUGAAACAUUUGACGGACACUACAAUAGUUUCUCAAAGCAGAUAUUGUGGCCUAUCUUCCAUUAUCAGAUUCCUGAUAAUCCAAAAAAUAACGCUUUUGAGAACCACUCCUGGACGCAUUAUGAGAAGCUUAAUCAAGCGGUCGCUAAUAAGAUUGUUUCCAAGUACAAGGAAGGCGAUAUUGUUUGGGUCAAUGAUUAUCACUUGAUGCUUGUUCCGAAAAUGGUGAGAGAAAAACUACCGAACGCAAAGAUUGGUUUCUUCUUGCAUGUAUCCUUCCCGUCGAGUGAAGUCUUCAGAUGUCUUGCACAGAGAAACAACAUUCUAGAGGGUUUACUCGGAGCAGACUGUAUCACAUUCCAAACAAAAGAGUAUGUGAGACACUUUUAUCAGACUUGCAACCGUUUGCUGUUAGCUGACUUCGAUGAGCAGGGAAUUCGCUACAAAGAUAGAGAUAUUGGUGUCACUCAUAACCCAAUUGGUAUCGAUGCAUCUUCACUCAAUAAGAGGUUACAAAGUGAUAAGUGCUUGAAUUGGAGACAGCUUGUGAGAGAAAGAUGGCCAAACAAGAAACUAAUUUUGAGCAGAGACAAGAUUGAUAAAAUUCGUGGUAUCAAAGAGAAGCUUUUGGCUUAUGAAAGAUUUUUGAAUGACAACCCAGAUUAUCUCGACAGCACGAUUUUGAUCCUGAUCUAUACCAAAGGUAGAGCUGAGAAGGAUGAUGACUAUGAGAAUACAAUUUUCAACAUUGUUGAGAGAAUCAAUUCCAAGGCCAAUAACAUUUCGGCGGAUCAACCUGUCAUUUUGUUGCACCAAGAUAUCGAAUUUGAACAAUAUUUGGCGUUACUCUCAGAGGCAGAUAUGUUUAUCGUUUCCACUUUGAGGGAAGGAAUGAAUCUUACUUCUCAUGAAUUUGUGGUGGCCGCGCAAGAGACACACUCUCCGUUAAUCAUGAGCGAGUUCGUUGGCUCUGUUGGAGUUUUCACUAAUGGGCCUUUGAUUACUAACCCUUACAACAUCAAACAAGUGGCGGAAAAGAUCAAGUAUGGCUUGGAGAUGUCUCCUGAGGAGAAGUUAGAAAGGUGGAAAUCAAUGUAUUCCAUAAUCCUCGCCCACGACUCACAGGAGUGGACUAAAAACUGUAUCAAGGAUAUCGAGCAUGCAUUUAUCAGUCAUCAAAAUGAGUCUCCAUCAGAACUCACCGUGUUAACUCCAGAGAUGUUCACUCAAAGAUAUAAUGAUUUGCCAAGUUCUGAUAGCAAGAGAUUGUUUGUGAUCAAUGUUGGAAAUCUGGCUUCCAAGGUCUCUAUUCCCGGCUCCACCAUCAACCCGGUUCAGCAUCAGUACAUCGAUUCCACUCUAUACAAUCUUGCUCAUGAUCCUCAAAAUGUGGUGUACGUUCUCAGUUAUUUGAAGCGAUCUGAUCUACUGCGAAAGCACCGCAGAAUAACUGAAAUCGGUCUCAUUGCGGAAAAUGGUGGGUACAUAAAGCUACCAAAUAGCAGCGACUGGUUUACUGUGAUCGACGAAAAUGAGCUUUCGUGGAUGCCUACCGUCAUUGAAGUGAUGAACUCAUUCUGCGAAAGAUUACCGGGUUCUUAUGUUGAGGUCGAGGAAUGUACUGUCAGAUUCCAUACCGAGAGCUGUGCAGACAUUGACAAAGAUCAUCGGGAUAAAUUAAUUGGGGAGCUUAUUACACAUGUGAACGAGCUAUAUUCGAAAGAUUUCAAUCUUCACGCGAAUCUCGUCAACGGAAUAGUUAUUGUACAGGAAGCAAACUUGGUGAUCCGUGCCUUGUCUUUCAUUAUGAAUCAGAACUCUUUUGAUGGCCACAUUGAAAAAGUUCCAUCAUCUUCAUUGACAAGUCCUAUGAUUCAGCCUGCCGAUAUUUCAAUGAGCAGCAUUCUUGAAGAACCCCAGUUUAAAGACAAUCUUGGCUUUAUCAUGGCAGCGGGCGGAAACACCCCUGCAGAUGAAGAAAUGUUUAACUAUUUCAACAAUCUGGACUUCAAAGUGGAAAAUACAUUAACUGUCAGGGUUGGCCAGGACACUUCAAACUCCAAAGCCGAACAGAAGCUGAAGGGUGUAAAUGAACUUUUCAAAACUCUAUCUCAGGUCAGCACCACCAGUAUAUAA
Ogataea philodendri is the source of this 2907-nucleotide messenger RNA. RefSeq lists its product as uncharacterized. The transcript has a single exon. Lineage: Eukaryota; Fungi; Ascomycota; Pichiomycetes; Pichiales; Pichiaceae. Gene Ontology annotation, biological process: trehalose biosynthetic process. Gene Ontology annotation, molecular function: catalytic activity. Gene Ontology annotation, cellular component: alpha,alpha-trehalose-phosphate synthase complex (UDP-forming); cytosol. The record is from RefSeq and is a predicted model, not a curated record. Bases 1 to 2907 code for a protein of 968 amino acids.